This is a messenger RNA of Temnothorax curvispinosus, 3037 nucleotides long. RefSeq names its product SCY1-like protein 2. The transcript is spliced from 7 exons. The record is from RefSeq and is a predicted model, not a curated record. The coding region runs from base 293 to 2875 and encodes 860 amino acids. Gene Ontology annotation, biological process: protein phosphorylation. NCBI's taxonomy places the organism in Eukaryota, Metazoa, Arthropoda, Insecta, Hymenoptera, Formicidae. Gene Ontology annotation, molecular function: ATP binding; protein kinase activity.
UAAUAGGUUUCGUACUGUGUCCGUGAUCGGAGCACAGGUUAGAGACGUUUAAAAGGCGCUUCUUCUGGAGUAUCGUACGAACUACGCUCCACUACGCUCCGUGCGAUGACUCAUGGUGAUAUAUAGCAGCGAUUUUUGGAACUUUAGCCUCGCUGAGACAUUUACAUACAAAUAUCGACCUCCCAUAGUCGGAUAGUCGUUUCAAUAUUCCAAAGCGCGUUCCGCCUGAUACUCCACGCGUGUGCAUCUUUUCACGAUUGACAUCGUCGCCAAGUAGCAGUUGAUUGACAGGAUGGACGUCCUGAACAAGCUUCGCAACACAGUCAGCAACACUAUCAGCAAUACCGUCCAAAACACAGCGUACGGUCUGUCGCAGCUGUCCAGCGUUCUACCUGGCAAUCCAGUCACCAGGGAGUUCGAGGCGACCGCUCACGUUGCGAGCGCUGGCCCAGGAUUGUUGUGGAAGAUCUACAGCGGCUACAAGAAGUCCACUAAGCAAGAGGCAGCUAUUUUCGUUUUUGAGAAGCGCAUGCUGGAGAGAUGGUCCGCCAGGGCAGAUCGGGAGCUUGUGCUGGAAACUCUGAAGCGAGGCGUGAUGCAGUUAACGAAGUUGAGGCACCCGCAGGUUCUGACCGUGCAGCAUCCACUUGAGGAGUCGAGAGACAGUCUGGCGUUUGCGACCGAGCCAGUGUUUGCUAGUCUGGCUAAUGUACUAGGUAAUUAUGAGAAUAUACCUCAACCGACUCCAGGAAACUUGAAAGACUACAAGCUGCACGAUAUAGAAAUACGGUAUGGAUUGCUGCAACUGGGAGAAGGUCUGGCAUUUUUACACGGCGAUGUAAAACUGUUACACAGAAAUUUGUGUCCAGAAUCGAUUGUUAUGAAUGUUCAUGGAGCUUGGAAGAUAUUUGGUUUUGACUUUUGUGCCUUAAAUCAAAAUUCAGAUAGUAAACAGCCAACGUGGUCUUACCUGGAAUAUGAUUCUACGCUCCCGGCGGUUGUGCAACCUCAUUUAAAUUAUCAGGCACCCGAGUGCAUAUUAGCGAGUAGCAAUGGACCACCUAGCGAUAUUUUUGCCCUGGGCAUGCUGAUAUGUACGAUACAUUCCUCGGAACAUCAACCACUGCUGGAAUCUCACAAUGAUUUAGGAAAAUGCCGACGUUUCUUGGAAAAUUUCAAAGGAACUAAUGUCUCGGCAAAGCUUCUUCCAAUCCCCGAAAGUCUAAGAGAUACUGUAAAACUCAUGCUAAGUCAUAAUCCUGAAUUGCGAUUAGAUGCUCAUCAAUUUAUCAAGAUCGAAUACUUCACAGACAUUGGCGUUAAGACGUUAAAUUAUUUGGACAAGUUAUUCCAGUGGGAUAAUCUCCAAAAGUCGCAAUUUUACAAAGGUCUUCCACAGUUAUUAAAACAGUUGCCACACAGAGUUGUGCUACAUAGAGUAUUACCUGCACUCUACAAGGAAUUAGUUAAUCCACCUAUGAUACCGUUCGUAUUGCCGAGCAUAUUGCAAGUAAUGGAGGUUACCGAAGUAGAGGAAUUUCGAGAACAUAUCCUACCUAAUCUAAAACCUGUUCUUGCUUUAGAAGACCCGCCACAAAUUAGUCUGGUUCUUAUGCAACAAGUAAAUUUAUUAUUGAAAUUGUGCCCCACGGACGUCAUUAAGACCGACAUAGUGCCUAUGCUACUGCGUGCUCUGGAAUCCGAAUGGGAACAGCUCCAGGAACUCUGCUUAUCGGCUCUGCCGAAUAUAGUGACGAUGAUCGAGGGACCAGUCAUAAAAAAUUCCAUACUUCCACGGAUGAAAAAGAUAUGUUUGUCACCGGGAAAGAAAUCUACUAGUCUUGGAGUACGCGUUAAUUGCUUACUGUGUCUCGCGAAAAUGCUGCCGAGUUUCGAUCGCUGGCUGGUAUUCGAUCAGAUAUUACCAUUCCUUCAGGAAGUUCCUCAUUCUGGCGAACCGGCAAUUUUGAUGGCUAUUAUAGGUAUUUACAGAAUGUUGCUUACUCACGGUAAGCUAGGUAUGGGCAAAGAAAUAUUGGCAACGAAAGUACUACCGUUUCUGUUGCCUCUCUGCAUAGAACAAAAUCUUAGCAUGACACAAUACGAGGCACUUUCCACGCUAGUCGUCGAUAUGAUAAAUCGAGUAACCAGCGAGCAUCGAGAGGCAUUACGACAAUUGGAUGCGGUGCGCCGUGAGACGCAACAACUCGAUCAGGCACUUUCUCAAGUGACGUCGCCCACUUUUAUGCAAAACAACAGUCUAAGCGACAUUAAUCUAUCGCCUCAAGUUCUAUCCCCGAACGCUAAUACUAAAACAGUAAAUAUUGAAAAUGGAUUAACCAUCGAAGACAAGUACAGAUUAAUUCAACAGCAAGAAACGCAUCAAAGAUUGCAGUCUCAAUCUAUGUUGACUCCUAAAGCUGCGCCACAACCUGUAAAGUCACAGCCAAAGGAUUUAACUGCGACUUUGUUAAAAAACAAUCUAGACGAAUUAAAUCUGUCUAUGUCAAGAUCGACCAUGUCACAACCGGAUUACUCGGCUACUAAAAAUGCAUAUAAAUAUAACGACAUUGGUCUAACGCAAUCGCAAUUUUUAACAUCUCCAACGCUUAAUUCGCAAACAACAUUGAAUAGGCCAAUGAAUUGGAAUUCCAAUGGAAUGAACGCGCCCUUGAACUGGAAUUCGCCACAAUCUACCUUGAUGUGGAACUCUGUCAUUCCCCAGAAUAAUGUAAAUUUUGCAGCACAACCAGAAGUUAAACCAAACUUAAACUUUCCUGGAACUAUGCAACCUCUUUUGUCGCCCACUAAUAUGCAAACCAAUACGAACAAACCUAAUUCAUCCACGCAAGAUAUCAUGGAUUUGCUUAGUUAAUGGAUUUAAUUCUAAUACAAAAGAUAAUGCCGUUUGGACAUCACUGGUAAAGGAAUCAUAUACCAGUACGUUUCUUUGUGGGUCUCUUUUUAAAAUAUUUUUACACUAUGUCGUCAAGUUUUAAUUGUUCUGCAUAAUCAUUUCAGCAAGAAAUGAUUAAUU